UCGGCGAUGUUGUGGCGUCUCGGCUCAUAUUUCUUGGUGCUUGUUGUUUUCAUUCAUCUGUUUUGGUGCAUCGAAAUUAACCUAAAUUGUGACAGCGGCAAUUGCACCACGACGGCUUGGCUGAUUGAUUGCUUAAGACGCAGUUGUAAACUAGAAGAUUACAUACUUAUGCGUUUAACCCAAUUGAGGCACUCGUUUAAUUUGCAAGUGUGCAGGUACAUUACUAUAGUACAGGGUGAUACAAAAGCAUUCUUCUCUAAUGCAGACAAAAUGCCGUGCCACGAUGGCAAAGUUUGGCACUGCGCAAUACUAAAGUACUUAAACUUCGAGCAUCGAUGAUAUUAAAGAAGGUACGAAGAAUUGUUGAAAGU
Bactrocera oleae (olive fruit fly) is the source of this 371-nucleotide messenger RNA. NCBI's taxonomy places the organism in Eukaryota, Metazoa, Arthropoda, Insecta, Diptera, Tephritidae. The record is from RefSeq and is a predicted model, not a curated record.